AUGUCCUCCACGGUCGAUUCCGAUACGAAAGUGCUGCAUCAAAUACACGACAAUCCCCAUGACGGCCCUGACAGAGACACAGAAAGCCCUGUCAGCGACGCGGUAGACGUCAGCUUCCAGCAUGGUGUACAAAACAUUGAGGCCGUUACCCUCUCGUGGUCCAGAACUGCGCUGAUGGUUGCUUUCGUCCUCAUCUGGCUCGUCUACUUCGUCCAAGGUCUCGUCUCUGGAAUUAGCAGCGCAUUGAUCCCAUAUGUAACAUCCGCUUUCGCGAUGCACUCUCUCACGCCAACUACCAGCGUGAUGAGCUCUGUCAUUGGAGGCGUCACCAACCUGAGCAUUGCAAAGACUCUGGACAUCUUUGGUCGCCCUCAGGGAUUCCUGUUCUGCGCUACUCUUGCAACUCUCGGUCUUAUCAUGUCGGCCGCCUGCAAUAAUGUUGAAGCCUACGCUGCGUCGCAAGUCUUUUACACCGUCGGCAUCAAUGGAGUUGGCUACAGUCUUAGCGUGUUUGUCGCUGAUACGACAUCUCUUCGACAUCGAGGUCUCAUUCAGUCUCUUUGUGCCUCUCCGAAUAUCAUUACAGCCUGGCUAGGUGGACCAAUCUCAACUGCAUUCUUGAACGGAGCCGGUUGGCGAUGGGCUUUUGGCAUGGAGAGUAUCCUUGUUCCAGCUGUAACCGUCCCUUUGUUUGGCCUCUUUAUGCAUCACUAUCUGAGGGCCAAGAAGCAAGGCGUCAUUCCCAAGCGAGAGUCCCAAGGCUUUGCCUACUACAUUCGCGAGUUUGAUGUCGUUGGUCUUCUCAGUCUCUCUGCAGGAGUCGCCCUUUUCCUCCUCCCGUUCAAUCUCUACGCCUUGCAAGCCAAGGGCUUCGGCUCCACCAUGAUCAUUUGCUUCUUUGUUUUUGGCAUCCUACUCCUAAUCUUCUUCGGUAUCUGGGAAAGGUUCUUCGCCAAAGUCUCUUUUAUCCCUUGGAGGUUUCUUCAAGAUCGUACAGUUGCAGGUGCUUGUCUCCUCUCUUUCACCCUCUUCUUCAGUUACAUGUGCUGGGGCAUGUACUUCAGCUCUAUUCUUCAGGUCGUCAAUAACCUCAGCAUCACACAUGCCAGUUACAUCGUGUCGACAUACACCGUUGGUGGCUUCGUAUUUGCCAUCUUUGUCGGAAUGGUGAUGUCUUACACUGGAAACUACAAGUCUGUUACACUUUUUGUGGCACUUCCUCUAUCUAUCCUCGGAUCUGGACUCAUGAUCUAUUUCCGUCAGCCUGACCAGAGUAUUGGGUAUAUCGCCAUGUCUCAAGUCUUCAUUGCCUUCGGAAGUGGCGCCAUCAUGAUUACUGCCGAGAUCGCCAUUCUUGCCGCUGUUCAAGAACAGCAAUAUUUUGCCGUGUCUAUCGCGCUGGUCUCCAUGUGUGCCAGCAUAGGAUCGGCAGUUGGUUUGACUGUGUCAUCUGCUAUCUGGCAAGACGUUCUCCCUAAGAAGCUUGCCGAGUAUCUGCCCGAGGAGGAUCUCCCCAAUCUGCCCAUGAUUGCGAUGGACCUUGUCACGCAACUGUCGUUCCCUGUUGGAUCACCUACCCGACUAGCUAUUCAACAUGCAUAUGGAGACGCACACAAGUACUUGUUUAUCGCCGGUACCGCAGUCUGGGCUCUUGGCAUUGUUGGAGUGGUUAUGUGGAAGAACAUUAACGUCAUCAACAUCAAACAGACCAAGGGACGGGUCGUCUAAGGUUGUCACUGAAGGGUUGGCAGGAGUCGCACCAAGUUCAACUUGUUUU
Molecule: messenger RNA, 1777 nt
Organism: Fusarium redolens
Lineage: Eukaryota; Fungi; Ascomycota; Sordariomycetes; Hypocreales; Nectriaceae
Product: major facilitator superfamily domain-containing protein
Exons: 1
Coding region: 1-1728 (575 amino acids)
Biological process (GO): transmembrane transport
Molecular function (GO): transmembrane transporter activity
Source: RefSeq, a predicted model, not a curated record